Mycena indigotica is the source of this 1209-nucleotide messenger RNA. RefSeq names its product Disulfide isomerase. NCBI's taxonomy places the organism in Eukaryota, Fungi, Basidiomycota, Agaricomycetes, Agaricales, Mycenaceae. Gene Ontology annotation, molecular function: protein disulfide isomerase activity. Gene Ontology annotation, cellular component: endoplasmic reticulum. The transcript is spliced from 10 exons. Gene Ontology annotation, biological process: protein folding. Bases 1 to 1209 code for a protein of 402 amino acids. The record is from RefSeq and is a predicted model, not a curated record.
AUGAGACUUUCCCUUUCUCUCGUCGCGGCCUUGGUUGCCGCCGUAUCCGCCUCAAAUGUCGUCGAACUCAACCCUGGCUCUUGGGAUUCCGUUAUUGUGAACUAUGAUCUCACGCUUUCCCUCGAUAACAUUCGUGCUCCAGCGGCCAUUGCAAAGUAUGUAGAGGGCCAUUUUAGCUUCAAUGGCAAACCUAUUCUCCAGAACCUCGCGCCUGCCUAUGAACAACUCGCCGACGCUUUCGCCGGCAAAGACGUAGUCAUUGCCAAAGUAGACGCAGAUGGUGAAGGCAAACCCCUUGGCUCCAAAUUCGGGGUCACCGGCUUCCCUACACUCAAGUGGUUCGACAAGGAUGGUGGUUAUGAGCCCUACGAGGGCGGCCGCGACAUAGACGCGUUAGCUGGCGUACGUUUAUUCGAGCAUCCCUCGUCCUACGUUUUCUCACUUUUGACGCUUGACAGUUGUUGCGUUUCCUCGAAAUCUGGAAUUAAAUCAAACAUUAAGGCCCCACCACCACCCGAUACCGUCAUUCUGGACUACACUAACUUCGAUGGAGUCGCUUUGGACCAAGAGAAGGAUGUUCUUGUCACUUUCACUGCGCCAUGGUGUGGCCACUGCAAAUCAAUGAAGCCCGCCUACGAGAAAGUUGCCUCCACCUUCAAGACGGAGUCCAAGUGCAUUGUCGCAAAUAUCGACGCGGAUGACCAAAAGAACAAGGGUAUCGCCGCGAAAUACGACGUCAAGGGCUUCCCCACUAUCAAGUUCUUCCCCAAGGGCAGCACUGAAGCUGUCAGUUAUGAAGGAGGCCGCUCGGAGGCUGACUUCGUCAACUUCCUGAACGAGCACUGUGGGACCCAGCGCGCUGUUGGUGGCGGAUUAACUGAUCAGGCUGGCCGUGUUCCUGGUCUUGAUGCCCUCGCCAGCAAAUUUAUGUUGGCCACCGCUGACGCCCGGUCUACCAUCAUCCAAGAUGCUACUGCGCUUGUGGCUGGUGCUGGAGCCCUUUCCAACCACUACCUCCGUGUCAUGGAGAAGCUCGCCAAUAGCUCGGAAGGAUACCUUGAGAAGGAGGGCAAGCGACUGAACUCUAUUCUGGCUAAGCGGAGUCUUGCUCCGACUAAGCUGGACGAAAUCAAGAUCAAGUCAAACAUUCUGAGGGCAUUCUCCAACCCAGUUCAGGAGUCGGAAAAGCGUGAUACGGCUGAGUUGUAG